CAAACUCACAGUUCUGUCUCCUUUCUUUCUCCCUGUGACUCCAUGGUGAGAACAGCAGAUAGGAUGCUGUCGCUCAGCUCUCUGUGUUUGCUCCUCAUCCUGAUUCUCCUCAACCCCCCUGAGCUGUUUGCACAGGAGGUGCUUGUACGUCUUGCAGGUGUAGGUCGACGCAAUGCAAACGAGGGACGUGUGGAGGUUUACUAUAAUGGAACAUGGGGAACGGUGUGUGAUGAUGAAGUGGAUCUUAACCUUGCCAAUGUAUUGUGCCGGGAGCUGGGCUUUCAGCGCGGCUUCACCUGGGCGCACAGUGCCAAGUUUGGCAGGGGUCAAGGUCUGAUCUGGCUAGACAAUGUGCGCUGCAAGGGCACAGAGCACUCUGUUUCACAGUGUCGCUCCAACGGUUGGGGAGUCAGUGACUGCACCCAUGCGGAGGAUCUAGGGGUCAUCUGCAGCCCGGAAAGGAGUCCCGGCUUCCCCCCCGCCACCUUAGAGGAAGCACCUUCAUCCUCAAGGCAACAGCAAACCCCCCAAAGGCAAAGAGGCACACCAGCACAGUCUGCUUCCCCUCCGGCUCCAGCCGCAGCCUCAGCCCAGGCUGGAAGAGGCCAUGAGAUCGCCCUUCACCGCAACCCGACCUCCUCCCGUCGUAACGGCAUCUCCCCACAGGAGAAUGGACACGAGAUCCAGAUCUUGCGACGUCAGCGAGGCCAUACCAGGGAGAACCAACGGGCCAACACAGGCUUGCCGCAAGGACACCAGCUGCCUUCCCGUCUCGCAAAUGGGGCAUCCUACAGGCAGAGGCAGGAGACAGCGAGAAGCAGGUAUCAGGAUACCAGACCCGGAGCACAGGGGCGGGAGACCAGGCAGCCUCAGCCUCCCGGACAGCUCCAGUCUGAGAGGAGCAACGGCAGGCAUCAGCAGCUCAGUGGGAACCAUGUGGAACCAGACCCAGUUUAUCCAGUUUCGGGACUGGAGACUGAUGCACAAUACACACAGGGAUCCCAGAGGAUUCAGUUAGAAGAGGUACGUCUACGACCCGUGCUGUCUGGCCACCGUGGGGGACUGGUGACAGAGGGAGUGCUGGAAGUGAAGCAUGCUGGGAGGUGGCGUCAUGUGUGUGACCAUGGAUGGGAUCUGAGCAGCAGCCGUGUCGUGUGUGGCAUGCUAGGAUUCCCUGCAGCAGAACCGUUUGACCUAAAUGCCUACAGGAAAAUGUGGGACUCCAAGCUAGCUGAUCCUUCAUCUGGGCUGAGGACACAGGUCAGCAAGAAGGGCUACUGGGUGGAGAAAGUGCAGUGCCAGGGUGCCGAGGGAUCCUUGUCCCAGUGUCAGACCCAGCUGUCACUCCCCAGGACCAGCGGGCCAUGCAACGGGGGGAUGCACGCAGUGGUCCGCUGCGUUCCCGGAAACCAGUUUAGACACUCUGGGAGAGCUCCUCCACCACCUGCUGUUCCGGCCGUGGUGCGUCUGAAGGCCGGCUCCCGUCUCGGAGAGGGGCGCGUCGAAGUGCUGAAGGAAGGCAAAUGGGGCACCAUAUGUGACCACCUGUGGGACAUCAGUGCAGCCCACGUGGUCUGCAGGGAGCUGGGUUUCGGGUCGGCCACAGAGGCUCUCACCAGGGCCCAGCUGGGACAGGGCACUGGCCCCAUCCACAUGAACAGCGUCCAGUGCACAGGCAGGGAGAGGUCGAUUACAGACUGUCCCCACAGACCAGUGCCACUUUACACAUGCAAACACACCCAAGAUGUUGCCGUCCGUUGCAGUGUCCCCAAAAAUGACAUGCAAACCACGGUACGCCUGGCGGGAGGCAGAGACCGCGGAGAGGGCCGCGUGGAGGUGCUGAUAGAUGUUGGCGGGGUAAAACGCUGGGGCUCCAUCUGCAGUGAAAACUGGGGUAUCAACGAGGCCAUGGUGGUCUGUAAACAGCUCGGCUUGGGAUUCGCCUCAAGAGCUCAUCAGGAGACCUGGUACUGGCCUGGAUCUCCUGACGCCAGUGAGGUGGUCUUGAGUGGAACUCAUUGCGUCGGUACUGAGAUGUCUAUCCAGCAGUGUCGCAGAAAUGCCCAAGUCUACUGUCCCAGAGGUGGAGAUGGCCGAGCUGCAGGAGUCACGUGUGUAGACACUGCUCCUGACCUUGUGGUGGAUGCCCAGCUUGUCCAAGAGACAGCCUACCUGGAGGAUCGGCCUCUCCACCUGCUGACUUGUGCCAACGAGGAGAACUGCCUGUCUUCCUCUGCUGCCAGAAUGAACUGGCCCUACGGACACCGCCGCCUGCUGCGCUUCUCCUCCCGCAUCAUGAACGUUGGUCGUGCUGACUUCCGACCCCGUGCCUCCAGAGAAAGCUGGACAUGGCACCAGUGUCACAGACAUUACCACAGCAUUGAAGUCUUCACCCACUAUGACCUGCUCACCUUCAACGGGACCAAAGUGGCUGAAGGUCACAAAGCCAGCUUCUGUCUGGAGGACACCUACUGCCCCGACGGUAUUAGCAAGCGCUAUGCUUGCUACAACAUGGGGCAGCAGGGCAUUUCCGUUGGCUGCUGGGACACCUACCGCCAUGACAUUGACUGCCAGUGGAUCGACAUCACUGACGUGCGACCUGGCGAAUACAUAUUUCAGGUGGAGGUCAACCCUUCCCUGGACAUGGCUGAGUCCGAUUUCCAGAACAAUGUGAUUCGCUGCCGCUGCAAGUAUGACGGAGCUCGGGUUUACCUCUUUGGCUGUCAUGCAGGUGAUGCUUACAGCGCUGAGGCAGAGGACCUCUUUGACCACCAACGUGAGAUAUCCAGCAACUUCCUGUGAAUUACGCAACACAUAGAUGUAAGAGUGGGUCAAAUGUAAAACUCCUCACCACACCUCCAAGUGUCAUGGGAAGGAGGGUGAAUGACAAUGUCAGUACGUAAAGAGGUCAGGCUUAGGAGGGAGUAAUGGGACUUGAUCCAAACAUAGAAUAUUUGGAUCAUGUGACUGAUUAACUCGUUGCCAUCUGCAGUUCUUGUUGCCUUUAGGAGUUAAAAAAUGAACAAAAAAAAUGAGAAACAGAAAUAUGCAAAGACUCAUCAAAGUCACCAUGAUUUAUGAUAAAACAUAUAGAUUACUUUAAGAGUUUUGAAAUGUUGCUUUGAUUUUUUUUUUUUAAACAAAUUCAUAAUGACUCUGUCUAAAGUUUAACCACAGUUGAAAGUAAUGACAUGAAGGCAUAAGAGAAGGAUUUUUAUUAUGUAUCACCAGACUGUCCAUACGAUAUCUGCACAGGAAAUGAAUAAUGUGCAGAAGUUGGAGAAAACUUCCUGUGCUUUCACUGACUGUCCAAGUUGCAAAGUCCAGUAUUUACUAUCACAACUGUGUGUGUUUUUUUAGCCUUGAAUUAGAUGUUUCUUUUCUUUUGUUUUUUAAUUUCAUGGUGCUAUUUUGCCUUUUUUUGAAUAAAUAUUGUAAUGUAUUGCAAAUGUAUUGUCAUGUACAGUUUUAUAUUACCUCUCUGGAAUACUGUUCUUCAGGUCUCUAAUUUAUGCAGAAUUUUAAUGUGCCUUUAAGUUGGAACUUGUUUGUAUUGUUAAUUUUAUUUUAAUUACUUUCUUUUUGUUUGUCUUUACCCUAUGAAAUACCAGUUACAGCAGAUGAAAUCGGUUGUAAGUUAGCAUCACGCGUAACAGUACUUGGUAAUAGUAGUGACUAAAAUAAAAGUCAGAUUGACAAACUGUUUGGUCAUUGGAGAAAUGUUUAUUUGAAUCCAGACUUUUGUAAUGUAAUAAAUAAAGAGACAAAACUUAAA
Cololabis saira (Pacific saury) is the source of this 3775-nucleotide messenger RNA. RefSeq names its product lysyl oxidase homolog 4-like. Gene Ontology annotation, cellular component: membrane. Bases 43 to 2802 code for a protein of 919 amino acids. Gene Ontology annotation, biological process: peptidyl-lysine oxidation. NCBI's taxonomy places the organism in Eukaryota, Metazoa, Chordata, Actinopteri, Beloniformes, Belonidae. Gene Ontology annotation, molecular function: protein-lysine 6-oxidase activity; copper ion binding. The transcript has 15 exons. The record is from RefSeq and is a predicted model, not a curated record.